Molecule: messenger RNA, 1399 nt
Organism: Camelina sativa (false flax)
Lineage: Eukaryota; Viridiplantae; Streptophyta; Magnoliopsida; Brassicales; Brassicaceae
Source: RefSeq, a predicted model, not a curated record
CGUAAACAACAAGAAAUUAUAAAUAAGCAACACACCAAGAACAAUAUUUAUAAGAACAAACAAAAGAGAAGAAGAACCCUAUUUUAGUUUAUUUUCUUAUAUGCAACUCACUAAGAAUCCGAUCAAACAAACGAGAAACGGAGAGAAGGAGAAACACACCGACGAUUUCAAGAUGAAGAGAUCUGUAGUCAUGGCUCCGGAAUCUCCCGUGUUCUUCCCACCUCCGCUUGUUUUCUCUCCUACGUCUGUCAAAACGCCGUCGUCUUCUCCUCGUUCAACACCACCGAAGCUGACUAUGGUUGCUUGUCCUCCAAGGAAGCCUAGGGAGACUACGACCAAUACUGAUCCGGGUUCGGAUCUUGAAACAGUGUUGAAAAGGAAACGGCCACCGAUGCUUGACUUAACCGCGGCUCCUGCGGUUGUGUCAUGGUGCAGUACGACGAGAGAGACGCCGGAGAGAGGGGUAGAGGUUGUUGAAGCGGAGAAAGAUGGAUACUACUCUGUUUAUUGUAAGAGAGGAAGACGCGGACCAAUGGAAGACCGGUAUGUCGCGGAGGUUGAUCAAGACGACGGCGGAGCUCAUAAAAACGCUUUCUUUGGGGUAUUUGAUGGUCACGGCGGAUCCAAGGCGGCGGAGUUCGCGGUGAUGAAUCUCUGGAACAAUAUCGAGGCGGCCAUGGCAGCAACGAGACCAGGAGGAGAAGGUUGGUCGAUGGAAAGAGCGAUAAGGGAAGGUUACAUCAAAACGGAUGAGGAUUUUUUGAAAGAAGGCUCGAGAGGAGGGACAUGUUGUGUAACCGCUCUGAUAUCAAAAGGCGAGCUCGCGGUUUCGAAUGCAGGUGACUGCCGGGCUGUUAUGAGUCGUGAUGGAACCGCUGAAGCUCUCACUUCCGAUCACAAUCCUUCUCAAGCAAAUGAGCUCAAACGGAUUGAAGCAUUGGGUGGUUAUGUUGACUGCUGCAAUGGCGUUUGGAGAAUUCAAGGGACACUAGCAGUCUCAAGAGGAAUUGGAGACCGGUAUCUCAAGGAGUGGGUAAUAGCCGAACCGGAAACCAGAACAUUACGGAUUAGACCGGAGUUCGAGUUCUUGAUCUUAGCAUCUGACGGCCUGUGGGACAAGGUAACGAACCAAGAGGCGGUCGAUGUGGUUCGACCAUACUUCGUAGGCGUAGAGAAUCCAAAUACACUUUUGGCGUGCAAGAAACUAGCCGAACUAUCAUUUAAGAGAGGCUCUUUGGAUGAUAUAAGUUGCAACCAAUGAAGACAACCAUAUUUGACAAACAAACAUAUGCAUAACCAUUAUACGCAUCAUCUAUGUCGUUGCUCAACUUACACACAGCUACCCACCUCCUUCUUCAAGAGUAUCAACAGUCCGAACCCCCUUAAUUCUCUAGCUGAU